AGCAAAGCCACAUCGAGCUAUCUGCCGUGUCCAACAAGGGGAAUCGAACCCCUGAUUUUAGCGUGGUAAAUUCGAAGACUUACUGCUGUUCCACUAGGGGGACCUGCGAAGGUGCUUAGACCCGACAGAUAAGUUUAAUACCUGGAGGGUAAAAGAAAGUGGACAGCUGUUUCUUCACUCCAAUCUUUGACUUUUCCAAGAAAUACGUUUAUACAAUCUUGGAAAUCAAAGAGGCUUCUAAUUUUAGAAGAUACGUUUGUGCUCGAACUUUGAAAGAGUAAGUUUUAUGAUACAAAGACUAAAAACAUGGGCUUUUCAAGACAUUGGAAGUUAUUCAUGUACGAGAUAAUAUUUUGUUUUUUCUCAAUUUUUCUUUCUGUUGGACUUGGCCAGUGUCCCGUGAAAUGUUCUUGUAAAUGGAAACACGGAAAACAGACAGCAGAAUGUGGGUCCCAGGGGCUUGAUAGCGUGCCUCAAAACUUAAAACUCGGAACUCAGGUGUUGGAACUCGCCGACAACAACAUUCAAUACUUACCAAGUCGUGUUUUUCAACAGCAGGGUCUGGUUAAUCUGCAGAAAAUUUACUUAUCUGACUGUAAUCUGAGUGGAGUUGCUAAUGACACAUUUUACCAACUAACCAACCUGGUUGAAUUGGAUGUAAGCAGUAACCUCCUCACAACCGUUCCAUCAAUAUCGUUCAGGGAUACUCCUUUCCUCCGUCGUCUGGAUCUGAGCAAGAAUCCAAUAAGAACCAUCAGAAAUAACUCUUUUUCAGAACUUUCUCGUCUUCGCAGUUUAGAACUAAGUAAUUGUCAAAUCGCAAACAUUGAGGUUGGUGCCUUCGUUGGUCUUGAAAGGCUAGAAAAGCUUACUUUAGAUGGAAAUAAGCUUAGAGCAAUACUACAACCUGCCAUUCAAGGCCUUCCGGUAUUUACGCUACAACUUCACAAUAAUCCUUGGCAUUGUGAUUGUGAGCUUCGUAGCUUAGUGGCUUGGAUUUCAACAAAUAAUGUUCCAUACGGUGAGCCUCCUAGCUGCGAUGGACCUUCCCGACUAGCCGGAAGGUUAUGGAGUACUUUGCUGUUGGAUGAGUUUGCUUGUAUUCCAGAAAUGAUCACAACUAACACAGACGUUAUCGUAGAUGAAGGGGGAAAUGGUACUUUGGAAUGUAAUAUACAGGCGAUACCGUGGGCUACAGUAUACUGGGAAAUAGACAAAGUUGCUUUGAAAAAUUUAUCAUCCUCAUCUUUUCCAAGUGGGAAACUUCAUAUUCAAUAUAAAAACUUGAAAGAUUUUCAAACAAGUUUACUCACUGUGAUAACUGUCACCCAAAAAGAUCCGCACGUUUUCACAUGUGUUGCUGAGAAUCGAGCUGGAAUAUCUCGUCAAAACUUUACCUUAUCUGUUGUCGUUCCUCUGGAACAAUCCCCUGGAUGGACAAGAGGUCACAUUUUGGGGACCGCUGUUGGAAUUUUCCUCUUAAUAACCAUUCUUUUGGUUGCUUUUUGUAUAUUUAUCUUUCGACAAAGAGCAGUAAUGACCUCAUCAAACGGGAAGAUGCCAUGGAAUCUCUUUCUGAGAAUCAUUUCUUCUAAGAAACAAGAGACUGUAGAGCCAAACGGUGUGAAGAACGAGAACGAAGAAAAGGAAAUUAGUGCCGACGAGAAACAGCCACGUCGUCAAGAAACUGGAAGUAGUGGUUAUGGCUCAGAUCAACAAACACCCGAUCUCGUUAGCAAAACCAUUGAAGCGAAUAGUUCAGCCAUGUCCUUGUCCUUUCAGCCUUUCCAGCAUCCACCUGUCGAUCUGCUGCAAAACACGGUGAUCAGUGAAGGAUGGAUUAUGCCAAAACGUCCUUUUAAUGCUACACCAGACUAUUCCCGAAUGAACUACACAUACCCAGAUUAUGACAAGAACAGCGACUACAUGGACCCAGAUAACGUUUACUAUCCACACUAUUUAGAUAGAGGAUAUUAUGGAUCACAGGUACCAGAAAACGACAGGGUUAGAACAUUGCGAAUUGAGCACGAGAACACUGUGGAUGGUACUCCCGUAAGAGACAACUCUACUUCUAGGUUUCAGAGUCCAAGUUAUCCCACGUGGAAAAGAAGUCCGUUGGUAGUGCCAGAUAACACCGAGCUCCCUCUUCCGCCAGCCGAGAUUCGUUUCUCACCAGAUGAGGGAUACGCCGAAGGCAUUUAUGAAGGCACGGUGGUGUGAAUCCUCAAAAAAAGGGCCCCGUAUAAAACCCGAGGGAAACGAUUUUGCUCAGAGAUUGUAACAUACAACACACCUGGAAGGGGAUAUCGUGCAUCACGCCCAUUUCUGAUGCGUUUUUAUGUUGUUAUGAAUUAAUGUUUAUUACUAUCUCUCCCGUACAACCUUGUCUUCUGUUCAACGUUUAGUGGAUAAUGGAUUACGUUAUCUAUGCUUUAUCGUAAAUGGUUCUCUCAAUAUUUCAGC
Molecule: messenger RNA, 2463 nt
Organism: Limulus polyphemus (Atlantic horseshoe crab)
Lineage: Eukaryota; Metazoa; Arthropoda; Merostomata; Xiphosura; Limulidae
Product: leucine-rich repeat and immunoglobulin-like domain-containing nogo receptor-interacting protein 3
Exons: 2
Coding region: 307-2220 (637 amino acids)
Molecular function (GO): protein binding
Source: RefSeq, a predicted model, not a curated record